This is a messenger RNA of Prorocentrum cordatum, 1323 nucleotides long. NCBI's taxonomy places the organism in Eukaryota, Dinophyceae, Prorocentrales, Prorocentraceae. The record is from the annotation of a GenBank genome assembly.
AUGUCGGGGUGCGGGCAUGCCGUGCUGGGCGCCGUGACCUGUCUGCGGGGCCACCCGCUGCGGCCCUGCGCGGCCCUGGCGGGCUCCUGCAACGGGUGCCGGAAGCUGGUGCUGGACGGGGAGCAGGUCAUGGACUGCAGGGCGUGCAACUUCUACCUGUGCGGCAUGUGCCUGCCCGUGGCCGUCCAGGACCCGCCCCUCUUCCGCGGGGGGCGGCGCGCCGAGGCGGUCCCGCCCAUCUGCGUGCGGAACACCUUCAUCGACUUCAAGGAGGAGCGGUCGCCGUCGCAGGAGCCGUGCGGCCGACGCGCGCAGUCCUGCCCGCCGGGCCAGGCCGAGCCGUACGCGGAGCUGAGCCCCCGGGCUCGGACGCCCGUGCCCGCGGCGCAGCCGAGGGCGCAGCUAUUUCCCGAGGGCUUCGAGCUGCCGGAGCACCUGCACGGGGCAGUGGACUACGUGGCGGAGGAGCUGCAGGAGGCGAUGAACCAGAUCAACGAGCAGGGCCUGGCCACCGCCGUGGUGGGCAACGUCAUGGCGGCGGUGAAGCUCGGAGAGGCGGCGCUGCCCGCGGCGGUGGUCAUGCCGGCCGCUCCGGGCAGCUUCUGGCCGCAGUGGGCGCCCGCCCAGGCGCCCGCCUCGGUGCACCAGCAGGCUGGCAGCGCGCAGGGCUCGGCCGGCAUGUGGGGCUUCUUCAGCUCCAUAGACAACGCCAUCGCUGGCACCUUCGACAAGGUGGCGGACGAGAUGAAGGACGCGGCCCAGCUCAUCCGCGACCAGGGGAUGGCGCGCGCGAUGAAGAACGCAGUGGAGCACAGCCUCGGCGGCAACGGACGCGACGUGCUAGUGCAGGUGCGGCCGCCCGUGCAGCCCACCGCCGCCCCCCCGCAGCUGGAGGAGAAGCUGCGGCAGGAGGAGCCUCCGCUCGGGCUCGACGGCCUGCCGAGCAAGGGGUCCACCCUCCACGCCCUGGGGGAGUGCCGGCCCUGCGCCUUCGCGGCGCAGAGCGGCCCGAACGCCUGCAAGAACGGCAACCAGUGCACGUUCUGCCACCUCUGCGAGCCCGGGGAGAAGAAGAGGCGGCGGAAGACGUGGCAGAGGAACAGGCGCGAGGAGAAGGAGCGGGCGGUGGAGGCCGCCCCGGGCGCAGACGGCCGCGCGCCGCUGCGGUCCGUCCAGACCGCUCCCGGCCAGCUGACCAGGAUGGGCGACGCGGACGAGGACUUCAAGGCGCCUGAAGAGAAGGUCUUCGAGCACGUUCCCGAGGGCCUCGGCUGCGAGGACGAGCCCGAGGUGCUCGACUGGGCCGAGGCCUCCGGGUACUGA